AGCAGCUCCCCCAUGUGUCAUGUGAUGUAAAUUCGAUAAAAUGCAAUUUUCUCAGAAAACUUGUAUGAAAUUAUAUUUUUACCUGUUAUUUUGUAUAGAAUGUGGGAAAUGUCCCCAAAACAAAGUGCAUAGCUCUUUAAUUGAUAGUAGGCCAAAAGCAGGUGGUUAUAAUUCCUAGGCUUCCAUUGGAGUUAGGGUUCCUUUUCACCCUUUUGUUAUGUCAUGGUAGAGUGAAUCUCUACUCAGUAGAUUGGGAAAUGGGCACCUUGGAAAAUGCAUGCAAACAGCUUUUAGAGGCGCCAUUUUCAUUGCAUGAGCUUUUGAUGAGCUGCUCGGCGCAAGAUUUGGAAGCAGUAUAAUUCAUAUUCUUGAUCAGGACAGGCAUUGGAUGAGAGCAUGUGGUUAUAGUGAGCAGAACUUUUCCAGACAGACUUUGGUUGUGAUCUAGUGUGCUCAACGAUGAACCCGCCUGGACAAGGCUAUCCACCACCCCAACAGGGAUACCCUCCACCACAGGGUGGGUACCCGCCACCUCAGCAAGGGUAUCCACCGCCCCAGCAAGGAUACCAACAGCCACAGCAAGGAGGGUACCCGCCACCACCCCAACAAGGCGGGUACCCACCGCCCCAACAAGGGUACCCACCACCACAAGGAGGGUACCCACCGCCGCAGCAAGGGUACCCGCCACCACAACAGGGAGGGUAUCCACCGCCCCAACAAGGUUUCCCACCACCACAACAAGGAGGGUACCCACCACCACAACAAGGGUACCAGCAGCCACCUCAACAGCAGCAAUCGGUGCCAAUGGAGGUUGGCCAAGCACCUCCUCCACAGCAACCUUCUGGACCACUGGGAUCAGCUCCUACUCAGGGUGGGGGUAAUGCUGUUUUACCAGGGGGUGUAGAUCAAGGCACCGCCCAACCUGCUGGGGGUGCCAAACCCGCGAUGACCAAAUACGCUGGUGAUAUUCCCGAUGAAGAUGUAUCCGGAGAUUCCGAUGAUGAGGUUACGGACGCUCCCACUACCGAAUUCGCCUACGAUCAGAUGGAUAAGGUCACUGGAUAUGAUGAUGUGAUGGGGGUCAACUUUUUACCACCCCCUCCACCCACGUAUGACGAGGCUGUCAAACGCCCCACCCAUCAGACCGACGGGGUGUUACCUACGCUUUCAAACUCUGAAGCACGAGAGGCGCUGUUAUCCCACAUAGCUGAGCAGUGUUGCUGGGGAAAGAGAGCUGCAGAGGGUCUCACCUUCACCAACAUUGAACAUAGCGCAGCUUUUCAUUACACACUGGAGACCUUUUCUGAAAGGCGAACAACUAAAUGGGUUCAUACUCCUUAUGUUGGUCAACCUAUUGAUGGACCUCACAAUGGGCCAGCUCCACUCCCAUGGGCCAUCACCGCGGAUUUCCCGGCCCUCUUUAAAAAUCAUACCAGGAAGAUUGAAGUGCCCCAUACAGCAUCAGUAAAACCUUGUCACAACUGUCGUGUGACUGGUUAUAUUCGCUGCCCAAGGUGUUACGGAAGAGGAAAUGUUCGUUGUCGCCGUUGUGGUGGUGACGGUAGGAGGAGGGUCAGACGUUACAAUGCCAACACCAAGAGUCAUUACUAUACUACAGUUACAUGCCACAGCUGUGGAGGGGAUGGCAGGAGAACAUGUUUCCGUUGUAGUGGCUAUGGCCAGAUCACAUGUCCAGUAUGUGAAGGCAACACCCAGCUCAAAUGUUACAUUGAACUCAAAGUCGAAUGGAUCAAUCACGUUGAGGACAAUAUCGUAGAGAGGACUGCUCUACCUGAUGAACUCAUCCGUAAUGUCACAGGCAAGAUGGUGUUUGAGGAAGAACUUCCAAAGGUGUGGCCUAUAACACAUUUUCCAGAUGAAGCCAUCAACCAGGCAUCCCAGAGAAUUGUCAAGAGGCACGAGGACUCAUUCAAGAAUGAGAGACUGCACAAGCAGCGUCAUCACGUUCGCAUCAUCCCUGUGGCUGAACCAAAGUGCCUGUAUAACGACAAAUCAUUUGUAUUCUUUGUCUAUGGCUUUGAACAUCGGGUGUAUGCUCCCGAAUACCCCAUGCAGUGUUGCUGGGGUUGUAGCGUGCUGUAGGAAGACACCCAAUGCAGUGUUGCUGGGGUUGAAGUGUGCUGUAGGGGUUGUAGGGAGAUACCUGAUGCAUUCCACGGGUUGUAGCAUGUUGGAGGCAAAUUUUCUGAUGCAAUGUCCCUGGGGUUCUGGGCCCUGUCUUACAAAGAGUUACGAUUGAUCCAAUCAGUGGUAACUCUAUGGAAAUCCACCAGUGUCAUA
Molecule: messenger RNA, 2301 nt
Organism: Lytechinus variegatus (green sea urchin)
Lineage: Eukaryota; Metazoa; Echinodermata; Echinoidea; Temnopleuroida; Toxopneustidae
Product: protein SSUH2 homolog
Exons: 12
Coding region: 460-2103 (547 amino acids)
Source: RefSeq, a predicted model, not a curated record